AUGGGUGCUGUUUGUGGCUGUCUGAGGGAUGAAUGGGAAGAUUACGUCAAUCCGAACAGCUCCAUUAAUAGGAAUUGUAUAUGCCUUCAAUGCUUCAUGCAGAGUUUGGUUCACACGUAUGCGUCACUCUUUCACAGAGGAGAAGAGCAAGCCCUGCCUUCCUCCAGUCAGGGGACAACAUCAUUAACCUCUGUGCAAUCGACUGAUAACUCCAUAGGUGAUAUGUAUCGUUCACCUCCACUACCUCUGCCUUACGAUGCAGACCAAAGGUACUUCCGUUUGGCGCAUGAUGGGAUGGUUGGCAGAAGGGAUAAAGGGUCAAGUCAUUUGAAUGAGGAAACGGAGCCGCUGAGACUGGAAGAACCUCAUGAAGAAUCCGAACCCAUGAGUGCCAAGGGCAAGUGGAAUGACUUUUCAUGUGAUGAUUAUUCUAAAAAAUAUAAUUCGAAAUUGUCGGUUAAGGGACCGAGGGCAGAGCCAACCACGGGUUUUGCUCAUAUUAAUGCUGCUUCAGAGGAUGAGGAUGUCUGCCCCACGUGUCUCGAAGAGUAUACCACAGAGAACCCAAAGAUUAUAACAAAGUGUUCUCACCAUUUCCAUCUCGGUUGUAUAUAUGAGUGGAUGGAAAGAAGUGAUAACUGCCCAGUCUGCGGCAAGGUGAUGGCAUUCGAUGAGACGACUUGA
Molecule: messenger RNA, 684 nt
Organism: Striga hermonthica
Lineage: Eukaryota; Viridiplantae; Streptophyta; Magnoliopsida; Lamiales; Orobanchaceae
Source: the annotation of a GenBank genome assembly